Rana temporaria (common frog) is the source of this 2791-nucleotide messenger RNA. It is a transcript of the gene DEDD2, whose product is annotated as death effector domain containing 2. Lineage: Eukaryota; Metazoa; Chordata; Amphibia; Anura; Ranidae. The record is from RefSeq and is a predicted model, not a curated record. The coding region runs from base 209 to 1267 and encodes 352 amino acids. The transcript is spliced from 5 exons. Gene Ontology annotation, cellular component: nucleolus. Gene Ontology annotation, biological process: apoptotic process; regulation of apoptotic process; extrinsic apoptotic signaling pathway via death domain receptors. Gene Ontology annotation, molecular function: DNA binding; protein binding.
AAUCAAACCAGAGCGCAUGCGCAGUCUGUGUUGGAACGUACGAGAAGCCGUUUAUCGCUGCGGAAGGUCGGGAUUGCGGUGUCCGUUCGGUGAGGUGUUCGGUCGGUGGUUGCUCUUGGGCUUAUAUUUUGCAAGACUUUCCUACGUUGAGUUGUCCUUUUCUAGUACCCUGAUCUGCUGUUAAACUAGAGUUGAAAUCCAUAUCAGGAUGGCUGAUGUUCCGAGUUCGGUAUAUGCUUAUUCCUGGGAGGAAGAUGAGUGCCUGGAAUAUUAUGGCAUGCUUUCCUUACAUCAGAUGUUUUAUGUAAUCGGUUCCCAAUUGACCGAGAGUGAUGUUGAUGCCCUUUCUUUCCUUUUGAAUGAAUCCUACCCUUUCGCUCACCCCCUGGACCCUAGCAUCUGGACAGUGGAAGAAGCCGAUGAGAUGCCUAGCAAUGCCUUACUGUCUGCCUGGAACAAAUGGAACCGGUGCUCCAAACCUAGCAAUGAUUUGGAAUUUUCUGAGGCCCGAAGGCCUAAAGAUGGCAUUGAGCUACUCUAUGAAUUGGAGAGAAGGGGGUAUUGUGCUGAGGACAACUUCCAACAUCUGUUUCAGCUUCUAAGGGUAUUGACACGACAUGAUCUCCUUCCAUACGUCUCCUUUAGAAGACGUCGUACAGUAUCCCCUGAACGGUAUAACUAUGGGCCUUCAGUUACGGACUCAAAAAAACAGAUGAAUGGAUGUCUUAAUCCAGCAACAUCACAAUCCAAUGAAGAGAACUGGGAAACAGGUUCUACUGCUAAAAAGAGAAAACGAACAAAUGUAAGGCGGGGUCGCUGCCAAAAACCAAAAAAGUGCAAAGUGAGCAGUGCUCCUGAACAGGCUGAACCCACCCAGAACAAAGUCACAUGUGGAAUAAGGCUGCGUGUUCGAGCAGAGUAUUGUCAGCAUGACUCGAUCUUGAGCCAGAAUGUUCUGUCUGUGAAGCAGGUUCCAAUGGAGAGGCGGUUUGAUCUCUUUAGCCAAUCCAACACCGUUCUGAAAUCUAGAGACCUUGGCUCAAUCAUCUGCGAUAUAAAAUUUUCAGAACUCGCCUACUUGGAUGCCUUCUGGAACGAUUACAUGAACGGAUCCCUACUUGAAGCUCUGAAGGGGGUUUUCAUUACAGACUCUCUAAAGGAAGCUGUCGGACAGGAGACCAUACAGCUUCUUGUCAAUGUAGACGAGGAUGAUUAUGAAGAAGGCCGCAGGGUACUACUGGAAAACUUUCCUCAGCAUUCUGGCUGAGAGCCUUUCAAUACAGACUCUUCCUGUGCUCUUUGGAGUGCAAAAAUUAAAAACCGUGCCUGCUAGUCGCCAGAAGUUUGAAGUAUUUGACUCAUUAUUCAGCGAUUUGUUUUUUUUCUUCCUCACAUGAAGCCCCAAUAUGCUGCUCUUUUCAAAGGGUAGAAAACUACUUGAAUUUCUUAGUCGUGGGAGAGCCUUGUGAAUGAGUAACAAACUCUUCCGCAGUAUGGCAUAGAAUAGCCGUUUUGUUGUCGGUGCAAAGAUUUUGCAUACCAGAAGCAAACAUUCCUUUAUUUAGACUUCUAUUAUGAAGGGUAACUUCGUUAUUUAGUAGAAAGAGUUUAUUACCUUUAGUAGAAAGAGUUUAUUACCGUAUCACAUAAUCUGACCUUAACUGACUUGACGUGCAUUUAAAAAAAAUAAUAAUAAUUUUUUGUUUGAAGGCCGUUUUUGGGCAUAAAUAUUAAAUACAAUUAAUUUGGAUGAGUCAGUGAGGCAGAUUUAAAUGGGUUUAGGUAAAUGUUUGAGACAUCUGAAUAUGUUUUUUUUCUUUUUACAUCUAAACUCCUGGAAGGUAUAUUUUUGGAAGCAAGAGUAUCAUUUCAGAAUUGACAAAUUUUGAAAAGGCUUGCAUAAAUAUUUACAGUGCAGAGGAGGACCGGGCUGCAGGUCCUAUAGACUUACUGCCCUCUGCGACAUCUUGAUGCAUUUGGAAGGCGCACUAAGUGAAAUGUGCAGAUGCUAAUUUUGGGCCUUGCCCCCCCAUGUUUAGGUUGGGGGAUUCAAGCCUUCUCACACUUGGUUUGGUGGCAGCUGUAUCACUGGUGGGCUGUAGAUGUGCUCAGGUUUGGGGAAAAAUGUCGCGUGUCCUGGCAGCCAUUUUUAUUUUUUUUUAUGUUAUUUUGUUUGUCCUAAAAAAGAAUUAGGAGCUUGUGACCUCACAAAUAGGGCAUGAGCACACUUUUUUUGUUUUUUUCCAUAUUGAAAUAUGCAUAGUGAGCCAAAGAAAUGGCUUCUGCUCUGUGACCGAAACGCUUAGGGCUUGUGUACAUAGAUACUUGCAUUAGAACUGCUUUUGUAUCACCAUGUAAGUUAGUGUAAAGGCAAGGCAGUUUGAUACAUGUCAAAGCAACUAAAGCGAGCCACUGUCUUAUGUGUUUCAUUCUGCUGCUAUGUACACAAGUCCUCAAACCAAUUUUCUAACAAAGUUCACCCAGUCUACUGCGUGCUGGUAGGUGUUGUGACAUGUCAAACGCUGUCCAUUUUAAGAAAUUGCAUUGUCUUGCAAGGAUGUAGACCAUAUCCUGAAUUUCUUAAUGUCGACAAAGAUGAAUAUUGCCACAUCUUGUAGGGUUUUUUGUUACCAAACUACCUGCCAUCCAAUGAACAAUUUAAUAUAUAACUCGUGCUCUUUGUACUGGAUCCCACGCAAAAGGGAUUUUUUACUAUGUAAAUAAGCUUUCAGAGAAAGCUUUGUAAAUGGUUUUUGUAAGACAAAUAUUUUGCAUUGUCUUGUUUAAAAAA